ACGUUCGUUCAAGCCUUCCUUCUUCUCGUUCGUUCAAGCCUUCCUUCUUCUCGUUCGUUCAAGCCUUCUCUGUCGUCCGUCUUCUCUCUCGGUGUGUCGUCCGUCUUCGAAGCUUCUCUUGCCGUGUUCGAAGCUUCCAUCCUCGGUUUCGUUCUCUCCUCCUUCUUCAAAACGUGCGUUGAAACCCUUACAUUUUGGUGGCCGUUGCAAUGGAAGGGAAAAAAGCAAGUUGGCGACUUCUUAUCUCGAUGGAUUCAUCGAUCAUUAUUGAAAUGAAUCGUUUACUCCGACAGUGUCAUGUGGAUCGGAUUAGGAUGACACCAUUUAUGUGGUGUGUGAAUAUUAAUAACCCUGUGGAGGUGAAUUUAAAAUUAUUGAAGGUUAUGGUUAGGAGGUGGGUUGGAAAUGAUAACAGUUUUAGAGUUAGUCAAAAGUUGGUGCCCUUUAGAGUUGUUGAUGUGUUGAUGAGCUUAGGUUUAGAAAUAGGUGGUUUAGAGAUUCCCUUUGAUGAAGUAGUUGGUGGAUUGGUUGGUGAAAUGUUCAAAUCAAAAACCAUCAGUUUGAAGGACUUGACAGACAUGUUUAAUGUCAUUGUUGAUGAUAAAAACAUUGAAGUCGAUGUAGUGUGUAGGUUAUAUAUAUUAGUUUGUUUGGUUGUUUUCUAUUUCCCUAGGAAAUCAAGGCAUGUUUGUAACAUGCCUUUUGGAGUGUUAGAUGACUUAGACCGUUUGUGUCUAUAUGAUUGGUGCACCGGUGUACAUAAACACAUUGUAGAGAAUUUAAAUAAAUGUAAGAAGAAAAUUAUGGGAGCAGGUAUCCCCCAGUCAGUCACUCUCAGUGGCAAUGUGGCAGUGUUGCAGGCUUGGGCGGUUGAGAGACUUUCUUUGCAUGGUCAUCCUUCGCACCGGUUUUUCCCGCGCAUAAUGAGAUGGUUCCCGUUUAAAGCAAGGACCGAAAAAAUUGAAAAUAUUUUUAUGACCGGAGAUUUAAAUAUGGAGUGGUAUAUACGAAAUGAAGAUCGUCAUAGGCCGGAAAUCCGUGCAGCUUUCAACAUGGAUGACGGAGGAAUGAGUGAAGGAUCCAAGGUUGAAAAAGACGAUGAUGAAGACGAAAGCUCUGAUGACGGGGCAUGGGAAGCAGGUGCGGAGGAGAGAUUGAGGAAAAAUAACGAACAUAUCAGAGCAUUGAAUGCCAAGAUUGGAGUUCUGACUAGGGAGCUAUUUGAAAUUUAUCAAACUCCAAUCUUUCAUGAAGAAGAUGCAUGUGCCACUGAUGAAGAGGUUGGGGGUGGAGUUGGAGGUGAGGAGAAUGCUGAAGUUGGGGGAGAAGAAGAAGGUGAUGGACAUGGAGUUGGAGGUGAGGAGAAUGCUGAAGUUGGGGGAGAAGAAGAAGGUGAUGGAAAUGAAGUUGAUGACCCCCUAGGUGCACAUGCUGAAGUAAGAGGGGAUGAUGAAAAUGUUCGUAACAUUAAUUUUAUUGAAAUAGAAGAUGAUGGUGAUGAAGGAGAACCGGAGGUCGUGCCAUUGGCUAUACCCCCAUUGCGGAGUUUUGUUGGUGAUCCAAGCACUAGUGUGGAUGUAAACCAAUUGUAUACAGCAGUCAGCAUCAGAGAGAUGAACGUACACAGGUAUGUGGUAUGAAUUGUAGUUGUGGUUGAGGAAUAUGUAUUGUUUGUGAUUGACUAAUAUUUGUAUGUUUAGGGUUGUAAGCGAGAUAAUUGGCCAAAGCUUGAGCACUACUUCAAUUUACACUUUGGCCCCAAUGAAAUACGUUGAUAACAUGGUGGUGUUCUUUGCUUGUACGGUCUUUAUGUACUUUGAGAAAAGGUUGUGCGGUGUUGUUAAGAGGUUUCAUUUUAGUCCGCAGCACCAUAUUCUUACAGAUUAUAGGAAACGUCCACAUAAUCGCCAUGUAUUCACGCUUCAUAACUAUAACACUUAUUUGCAUUCCGAUCAUUUUGGACUUGAAGAAUUACCCACGGCGGACUUUUUGUUUCUGCCAUUUGUCCACGAUGAUCAUUGGUGGUGUUAUUCAGUGAAAUUGAGGUCAAUGGAGAUUUUUGUGAUUGAUUCAUUGGGGAAGGGGAUCAGAGACCGCAAAAGGAUAGACACAGCCGUUGCUGAAAAUGUGGCACGGUUUUUUUGCAUCCUGA
Vigna angularis (adzuki bean) is the source of this 2152-nucleotide messenger RNA. RefSeq lists its product as uncharacterized. Lineage: Eukaryota; Viridiplantae; Streptophyta; Magnoliopsida; Fabales; Fabaceae. Bases 210 to 1640 code for a protein of 476 amino acids. The record is from RefSeq and is a predicted model, not a curated record. The transcript has 8 exons.